UUAUUCGUGUGCACUGCAGUCAUUACUCGAGCAAAGACGCUUGUUUGAGUUUUUUAGGCAAACCGCCAAGCGGUUCUCAUGAUGUGAAAGACGUCGGGGCCGCUUGAGGAGCUUCGCGUUAUUGAUCGCAUCCUCUGCCGUGGGCGUCGCGACGCAGCGUCAAACAGGAACUGUAGCCGCUGUCUUUCAUCUGAGCGCGCAAAGUCUCCGUGGAAAGAUCCGAUUAUUCUGACACUUUGACGAGAGAUCUACAACAGGACUCAAAAUGCCGAAACCUGUCAAUGUUCGCGUCACUACGAUGGAUGCUGAGCUGGAGUUUGCCAUCCAGCCCAGCACAACUGGCAAACAGCUCUUUGACCAGGUGGUGAAGACUAUAGGCUUACGUGAAGUAUGGUACUUCGGACUACAGCAUAUGGACAGCAAAGGCUACAAUACAUGGUUGAAACUUGAUAAAAAGGUGUCGUCUCAGGAGGUGAAGAAAGAAAACCCUCUACAGUUCAAGUUCCGAGGCAAGUUCUUCCCAGAAGAUGUGGCGGACGAGUUGAUCCAAGACGUCACUCAGAAGCUGUUCUUCAUGCAGGUGAAGGACGGCAUCCUCAGCGAUGAGAUCUACUGUCCUCCGGAGACCGCCGUGCUUCUGGCCUCUUAUUCGGUGCAGGCCAAAUUUGGCGAUUUCAGCAAAGAAAUUCACAGGCCUGGAUACCUGACAUCAGAUCGCCUCCUGCCCCAACGGGUUCUGGACCAGCACAAGUUGUCACGUGACCAGUGGGAGGAGAGAAUCCAGGUGUGGCACGAGGAGCAUCGUGGAAUGCUGAGAGAGGACGCAAUGUUGGAGUAUUUAAAAAUCGCCCAGGAUUUGGAAAUGUACGGCGUGAACUAUUUCGACAUCAAGAACAAGAAGGGAACCGAGCUGUGGCUGGGUGUGGAUGCCCUGGGCCUGAAUAUCUAUGAGAAAGACGACAAACUGUCUCCGAAAAUCGGUUUCCCCUGGAGCGAAAUAAGAAACAUUUCCUUCAACGAUAAGAAGUUUGUCAUCAAGCCAAUUGAUAAAAAAGCUCCGGAUUUCUUGUUCUACGCCCCACGUUUGCGCAUUAACAAACGCAUCCUGCAGCUGUGCAUGGGUAACCACGAGCUGUACAUGCGCCGCAGGAAGCCGGACACCAUCGAGGUGCAACAGAUGAAAGCGCAGGCACGAGAGGAGAAACAACACAAACAGAUGGAGAGGGCUCAGCUGGAGAGCGAGAAGAAGAGACGAGAGGCCAUCGAGAGAGAGAAAGAGCAGAUGGAGAGAGAGAAACAGGAUCUGAUGAUGAGACUUUACCAGUUUGAGGAAAAGACCAAAAAAGCAGAAAAAGACUUGCAGGAACAGAUGCACAGAGCCAUGCAGCUGGAGAACGAACGGAGACAGGCGGAGGAAGAGGCCAUCAAACUGGAGGCCGAGAGACAGGCCGCUCUUCUCGCCAAAGAAGAACUGGCCCGACAAGCUCAUGACCAGAAGAAGAGUCAAGAACAGCUGGCCGCUGAGCUGGCAGAACACACAGCUCGCAUUGCUCUUCUGGAGGAAUCCAAGAACCGCAAGGAGCAGGAGGCGAUGACGUGGCAGCACAGAGCGCAGGAGGCCCAGGAAGACCUCAUUAAGACCCGCGAGGAGCUUCACAUGGUGAUGACGGCACCGCCUCCCCCUCCGCCACCUCCCACGUACGACCACUACGUCAACGACGUGGAGGACGGGGAGGAGAGCGCCAGCACCUACAGCGCAGAACUGCAGAGCGAAGGAUUCAAUGACCACCGUUACGAAGAACAGCGAGUCACGGAGGCAGCCAAGAACGAACGAGUCCAGAAACAGCUGAUGGCUCUGACCUCAGAGUUGGAAGUGGCUCGCGAUCACACCAAGAAGACGCAGAACGACCUCCUGCACACGGAGAACGUGCGCGCCGGCCGAGACAAAUACAAAACUCUCCGGCAGAUCCGCCAGGGCAACACGAAACAGAGAAUCGACGAGUUCGAGGCCUUAUAAGAGAUCCGGACGGGCUUUCUGUCCUUGAGUCUGAGUGGUGAAUGCAAAAGGCAUAAUCUGCGUUAGACAACACACACACGUGGUACAAAAAAACACGAGUUUAUUUUCAUACGAGAGCACUCCUUCAACGUGCACUAGGAACUGAAACAUUUUAGACUUUUCAAAUAAUGCACGAGAAAUAUUGUCAUUAUAUACACUUUACAGUAAGGUUGCAUACGUUAAUGUUGAUUUUUUUCACAGCGUUUAUUUCGAUUAAUUUAUUAAUAUCGCUUCAUGUGCAUACAAACGGGAAGGUUUGUAUAUGUUGAAGUUGUCAUUAACCAAGAUGAAUAAAUGCUGUGAAAAGAUCAUUCGGUUCAUUGUUGGGUCAUGUUUUCUACCGUAGGGUUACAAACACAACCUUACUGUAAAGUGGUCCACCGUUGGGUUUAUUCACAGGCUGUGCUGAAAUAAAUCUGCUGAAGCGAAUGAUUUGUAAACGUGCCAACAAUGCCUCCCCUUUUUGGUAAUAACAUGAUCGUUUGUUAUUCGAUGAUCUGAGCAAAUUCUAGUUUUAUCCAGUUAAGGGUUGUAAUUUCUUUUUGUUUGUUUGUUUUGUUGAUCCACUCAGCGCAGGGCUCGGCAGUAUAAUCUCAACUCUUUUAUGUAUUGACUUAUAUUAAACCUUUCAUUCAUGUUGAAUAUGA
Triplophysa rosa is the source of this 2703-nucleotide messenger RNA. It is a transcript of the gene ezrb, whose product is annotated as ezrin b. NCBI's taxonomy places the organism in Eukaryota, Metazoa, Chordata, Actinopteri, Cypriniformes, Nemacheilidae. Bases 266 to 2017 code for a protein of 583 amino acids. Gene Ontology annotation, biological process: regulation of organelle assembly; regulation of cell shape; positive regulation of protein localization to early endosome. Gene Ontology annotation, molecular function: actin binding; cell adhesion molecule binding. The transcript has 14 exons. The record is from RefSeq and is a predicted model, not a curated record. Gene Ontology annotation, cellular component: filopodium; plasma membrane; adherens junction.